AAUAUUUUAUGGGCAAAGUCAUAAUUAUAUAGUUCCGGUGGAUAUGAAUGCAAUGUGAAGAACUCUUGUUUGAUCUGGGAGACUGCGAUUAUCUAAGCCACGAGAGUGGGGAGCGGGAAGAACGAGGCAAUUCACUGAGAAGCAGAUAUGAUUAAAGCCGUGAUGGUGAUGAACACCCAAGGCAAGCCCCGUCUUGCAAAAUUUUAUGAUUUUCAGCCUUUCGAGAAGCAGCAGGAACUUAUGCGCGGUAUCUUUUCAGUCUUGUGCAGUCGAGCCGAGAAUGUAAGCAAUUUUCUGGAGGCUGAUUCAGUCUUUGGCCCGAAUUCUCGCCUUGUGUACAAGCAUUUCGCAACUCUUUACUUUGUCUUUAUUUUUGAUAAUUCUGAAAAUGAACUAGCAAUGCUUGACCUGAUACAAGUUUUUGUUGAAACCUUGGACAAAUGCUUCAAGAACGUGUGCGAGCUUGAUAUUGUGUUCAAUUAUAGCAAGAUGCAUACUAUACUAGAUGAGAUCAUAUUUGGAGGUCAGGUGCUGGAAACAAGUUCCACAGAAGUUUUGAAGGCUGUUGAAGAAAUAUCAAAGUUAGAAGCAUCUUCCAAUGCCAUUUCACUUGUUUCCAAAUCUGUCUCUAGUUGGCGAGGUCGCUAGUGCAUUCCAUUACCAAUGAAAUAAGGAAUUCUGCUUUAUAAAAAUGUUUUUCUUGUACUUGUGCAUAGAUGAUAUAUAUUCUCAUCAAUGGAGUCGAUUUUGUUGUAUCAUAUACUGUUUCUUUCAACGGAGCUUGUUCAGCAACUGAGCCUGUAAUCUUAUCUGUGAAAUGAUCUUUAUAUUCCUUACGCUCUCGUUGGCAAAGUCGGUAGAACUUUUUGUUAGACUGGUGAAAACUGAAAAAUUGGUUUCUUGUACUGGUGGACAGAUUAUGCAUCUACACAUUAAUAUACAGAGAUUGAUUGUUGGA
Carica papaya (papaya) is the source of this 958-nucleotide messenger RNA. RefSeq names its product Clathrin adaptor complex small chain family protein. Gene Ontology annotation, cellular component: AP-3 adaptor complex; membrane coat. The record is from RefSeq and is a predicted model, not a curated record. Lineage: Eukaryota; Viridiplantae; Streptophyta; Magnoliopsida; Brassicales; Caricaceae. Gene Ontology annotation, biological process: Golgi to vacuole transport; intracellular protein transport.